AUGCCUCCCUUCCUCGUCGUCUUCAUCCUCCUCCUCCUCCACACAACGUCCUCCUCCGCAUCCCCAGAGUGCGACGUCUACGCCCUUGGGAAGCUCAAGGCUUCCCUCGUCACCACCAGCAACGCCACCGCGCUCGGAGACUGGGAUCCGGCCGCGCCCUCGCCUGCACACUGCUCCUUUUCUGGCGUGACCUGCGACGCCGGCGCGCGAGUCGUCGCCAUCAACAUCACGGCCCUGUCGCUGCACGGCGGGACGCUGCCCCUGGAGCUGGAGCUGUUCGACGCGCUCGCCAACCUCACCAUCGCGGCGUGCGGCCUCCUGGGCCACUUCCCGGCUUCCCUCCACGCUCUCCCGUUUCUGCGCCACCUCAACCUCUCCAACAACAACCUCACCGGCGCGUUACCCUCCGGCCCUGGCCACCGCUACUUCCCGUCCCUCGAGCUCCUGGACGUCUAUAACAACAACUUGUCCGGCCCGCUGCCAUCCUUCGGCGCUGAGCACGCGGUGACCCUCCGAUACCUGCACCUCGGUGGCAACUACUUCUCUGGCGUGAUUCCCGACGAUUACGGCGACUUGGACAAACUCGAGUACAUCAACCUCGCCGCCAACUGCCUCUCCGGCCUCGUGCCGGCGUCUCUAGGGAGGCUCAAGCGGCUGCGGGAGAUGUACAUGGGCUACUACAACCAGUUCGACGGCGGCAUCCCGGCAGAGUUCGGGGACCUGGAGGCGCUCGUGCUGCUCGACAUGAGCAGCUGCUGCCUCACAGGCCCCAUACCGCCAGAGCUCGGCCAGCUUAAGCUGCUCAACACGCUCUAUAUGUUUCUGAACUGGCUGUCUGGGGAUAUACCGCCGGCACUGGGUGAGCUGAAGAAUCUUGCAUUGCUGGACCUCUCUAUGAACGAGCUCGCCGGCAAAAUACCAGCGAGUCUGGCCAAGCUUACAAACCUGAAGCUUCUUAACCUUUUUGGGAACUACCUCCAUGGCGUAAUACCGGAGUUCGUCGCCGACCUGCUGAACCUUGAGGUGCUGCAGCUCUGGGACAACAAUUUCUCCGGUCAUCUCCCAGCUGGACUUGGCAAGAACGGCGGUCUCAAGAAGCUGAACGUGGGCAACAACAAUCUCUCCGGUCAUCUCCCAGCCGGGCUUCGCAAUUACAGUCUGAAGACGCUGGACGUGUCCUACAACCACCUCACCGGUCAUCUCCCACCAGACAUCUGCACAAGCGGGAACUUGGAGAAGCUCGUGCUCAUGGAGAAUGUCUUCUUUGGACCCAUCCCCGUGUCGCUCGGCGACUGCAAAAUGCUCCGGCAUGUCUACCUGAAUAACAACUUUCUCAGCGGUCCAAUCCCUUGA
This is a messenger RNA of Triticum turgidum subsp. durum (durum wheat), 1353 nucleotides long. Lineage: Eukaryota; Viridiplantae; Streptophyta; Magnoliopsida; Poales; Poaceae. The record is from the annotation of a GenBank genome assembly.